GAACGAUCGAUAUGCCUAUCUAUCUUUGAACUAUGUAGUCGUACAGGCCAUACGUGUUUAUAGAUGUUUCAAUGGUUGACAGCUGUCAAUUGCACAUAGGUUGGUAGUGAGUCACGACAUUGGCAGUGGAACUAGGUGAAGACUACUCACCUCGACAGACAAACUUAAUCAAGCACUCGCUUUUUGGCCUCCAAAUAUCGUGCUGGUCCAACAUAGGUAUCGCACAUCAUCACCUACUCUUUUGUUCAAAUGUCCAGGUAUUUUUUCGAUAUAACCGGCAUGGCGUCCAGCUCCGUCAGCCAGGAGGAUUUUGACAAUGACUUCGAGUUAACAUCCAGGAGGUCUAGGAUCAGAACCGCAAGGGCACGUGUCGUUCCACCCAGGGCAGGAGACUCAUCUUCCAUAAACUUUCAAAAGGGUGCACAGAACGUAGAAGAAUCUCAAGGUGUGUGCGACACGAGUUCCAACAGCGUGCUUCCACCUGAACAUGAGAAUCAACAGAAUAAACCAAUAAUGAGGAAACAGGACAAACGAGUGACUGGCCGGCCAACGCACAUAAACAAGGGAAAGCAGCAACGCGAUCGACGGAAGCUUCGAGAGAAGAGACGAAGUACCGGAGUAGUACAUUUGCCAUCAACGGAGAGUACAGGAGGUAGUACAGGAGAAGAUGAAGAAGAUCUUAGUGGCACUUGUCUUGAAACUAAACACAACACACACCACAAUGAGUUCCUAGAUCAUGAACUCAUAGAAGAACGGACAGCAAAAAUGUUUACUCAAAGGCGAAACAAAAGGCAUUACCGUACUUCCUACAGGUCAUGUAUAAAUAGGCACAGUUGCCACUCCGAUUUGGAAGCAGAUGACGAGGAAUUCGAUUCCUUGAAUCAGUCUGACAGUGUCAAUCAAUCAGAUCAUGGAAAUCACGAGCCACAAGCUUCCGUAAACACCGUCAAUCAACCAAGACUGUCUACGCCAACAGGAGAUAAUCCACACGAACUGAUAGAACGAGCGCAAGAAGAAAAUAGAAGGUUGUUGUCCCUCCUGGAGGAUCGGGAUCACAAGAUAAUGGCCCUUGAAGCUCGGCUGCUUCAACAGCAGCACGAAAUGACCAUAGAAAGGGAACGGCUUCGUGAGGAGAAUGCCGCGUUAAUUCGUGCUAUGGCAGCCCUGGCGAGUAAUUAACUCUCCUAUUCGCGAAACAGUCCGAUCUAUCAAUUCUAUAGCUGAUUCCCAAGAACUUGCGGAUCACCAAUUAAGAAAAGCUAUAUAUAUAUAUGUAUAUAUGUAUAUAUAUAUACAUAUACAUAUACAUAUAUGCCGAUAGCUUGUAAGUAAUUGUGAAUUUACUUGUUAAUAAUAGCUGAGAAGAUUAAGAAGCGAUUUUAAAAAGAGAAACGAUUAUCUGUUACUGAUUUACGCUGUUAAAGAAUCAGGGCAAGUUACGCAGUAUAAACAUAAAAUCGCAGUAUAAGCUAUAAUCAUUCUUGCAACAAGCAAUAGAUCGUCGAGUACGAACAAGUAAUUACAUUUAUCCGCUUCACUGGUAGUGCUUCGUUUACGGGAAUUUUUCUUUCGUAGCGGAAACAGACAAGCCAUUAUUUUGCGCGUUCGCAUAGAAUCGAUAUCUAAUCUUGAACGAUAAGUUCGAGCAAAUAUGUUUUUUCACGAUGUAACAACCCAACGGAAUAAAAGGUGCUCCGAUCUGUUAUGUCAUUGAUUUUAAAGCAGAGAAUGUGCAAAGUAAAUAUUGGAAAGUUUAUGUCUAAAAAUACCUAAGAUUCUUAGAGUAUCGUUUCUGCGUAGUAUUUAUUGUAACUUGAAUUAUACGUUGCCUGUUUUAUACUCGAAUGGAUCUAUUGGUAACGUAGUUAACUCCACGUAAGACUUUUUACCUAUGAAAAAUGUUUGCUUCGUCGCGCAAUUAUAUUGGCGUAACGGUAGUACAAGGGCGUAAUACAAACCUCUAUAAAAUUAGGCGCGAUCUGUGCAGAACGUGUAAAUAAAACAGCACAAAGCUGGCAAUUCCUUAUCGAUUACCUAUGCAUUUAAUUCGAAGAAACGAUAGGUUUUUCGCAUUUCCAGCCACCGAUAGAACAAAACAGGACGAAACAUAACGCGAACAGGGGUAUGAGAAAACGAAGAAGCAGCAAACAAUUUCAGCAUGACCCCUAAAAUUGCUAUUGCUAUUGCUAUUAUUACUAGCUAUACCGUUACAACCUAAUAUUUACAUACCUACAGCGAAACGUAACUAUAUAAUAAUAUUUAGAAAGCAGGAGACUGAGAAUGCGAGUACAUUGUGCAUGUGUGCGAACAGAAUCGAGAGAAAGUAAUAAGAUCGAAUUUGUAUUUACGCACUUCAUCGUGUGCACAAUCAUAUUUUUCUCUGUCAAGACGCCGUACCGAAUAACAAGGAAAAAAAAACAACACGAAGAGAACGUGUUUGCUUAUUAAGUUUAUCGUGCACAUUUUUCAAUUUGUUUCGGUAGUCGAUUGGAAUAUUAUUUCGAUUCCUUCUUGAAAAUGCAUGUAGAGAAGAAUACUCGGUCUAAGAAGAUUAACCGAUUCCAUCGCGAGAAUUUGGAAACUUUAUUAUAUUCGAAAUUCGAUAUUUUCUGUCUAAAUAAACAUUUUCUUAAUAA
Molecule: messenger RNA, 2636 nt
Organism: Bombus pascuorum
Lineage: Eukaryota; Metazoa; Arthropoda; Insecta; Hymenoptera; Apidae
Product: PRKC apoptosis WT1 regulator protein-like
Exons: 10
Coding region: 250-1179 (309 amino acids)
Biological process (GO): apoptotic process; positive regulation of apoptotic process
Cellular component (GO): cytoplasm
Source: RefSeq, a predicted model, not a curated record